CUCAGGAGAAACUCAAGAAAGCCUUGACGAACUUGAAGUAAGCCACAGGGUGAUUGUCGCGUGGUUCAAGGCGCUCUUCGCUCUUCGUAUCCAGCAACUCAAAAGAUAAGCUUUCACGUUUCCGUCGCAUCUUGGCAGGCCCAAUAAAGUUAGUAAAUCAGUAUGCGGUUGGACCAGGCAUCCAGGAACUUGCGCCUGGUGACCGGCACGCCGCAUUCAAGCCACCGCGGCACAACUCCUUAUAGUGUACAUAAGAUGGAGGGGACCGCGCGGGGUCGCCACCCUGUUCAGCGUGGACUUGCUGUCGCGUUGUCACUCCUUCGUCCUGUAUGUUUACAUUUUUGUACGUGUGGAGAACCUUGUUGCAGAUCGGAACGAAGUCGGAACUCAAGAUGAAGCUCCUUGCUGCGCUUGUUGUGCCUUUGGUUGGUGCGCGUGUCGUUCGAUUGGAACAGACACCGCUUGUGCAAGAGCAUACCCAGAGUCUUGCGCCUGGUAUUGGCGUACACUUCACGACUUCAUAUGCAACUGCUGCUGCAAAGUACGAGAAUGGCACAACGGUCGACUUGGUCAGGGUGGAAGCAGACGCAGACUACAUCGAGUUAAUGUCACGAUGGGCAAGAUCUUGGAAAGACUUCGACUGCGAAGGCCCGGUCAAUCGACUCCGAUGCGAACUUGAGCCAAUACGACGCGAAGCGAGGAGGAAGCUAGGAUUGCCUAUCACACGAGAUUCGGGGACACUUAGCAAGUUCGUGAAGAGAGUGCGAAGCGCUAUCGAGGAAGAGCUGGGAACAUCGGUGUCUACAAUCACUCCUGUCGCGCCGCAACUCGUCGGCUGGCUCAACUCAGAUUUCCAGGAUGCAUUGGAUCUUGCUGGAUUGGCUUCUUCAAGACUGGACUCAAACGACAAGCCCACCUACUGGGAUACAAACGCGGCUUUCGCAGGCCUAGGACAUGGUCUUUGCGAGUCUGAGUCAGAUUUUUCAGACUGUCUGAAUGAGGAGCGUCAGAUGCCGUAUGAGCACGUACUGUUCUUGGACUUCGACAACUCUUCCUUCAGUGCGACAGUGCAAUACCUGCAGCACGCGGACCAGGAGUGGUCCUACUCCAACAGGAUUGAUAUGGAGCUUGGAUGGUGGAACCUGCCGGUUUUCGAAGUGUCAAGGGCAAGAUUCUGGGCACAGAUCCAUGAGGUCAUCCUCGAGGUAGCCGGAGCUUUACAGCGGGCGCCGAACAAGAUAGUCUUGCUUGGAGAUCAUGGCGCGAAUGCAGAGUUCCUGGACGUUGUCAAGGCUGCUAUGUGGGAUGUCCUAGAGGUUGAUGUCUCGUUGAUGCUGAGCGCUAAUCAGGCCAAGGACGUGGGCAAGUUGGUGGCACGUGGUGCAGCGGGCUUCACAAGGAGAGCCGAGACCUGGAGAAACUGGAAGAGAACGCAAGAAGAUGUUGAGAGCAUCGAGCUUUGAAGACGACAGACGUCGAUUUCCUAUUUCAUGAUACCCAAACGUAGUCGUAAUGUAGAUAUACAGCGAUGAUGUUACACUAUAGUUCGAUCCUCUCAGUAUGCUUGUACUUUGACGCUAAGAAUGCAAGACGUACAAGAAAGAGAAAGC
This is a messenger RNA of Macroventuria anomochaeta, 1610 nucleotides long. RefSeq lists its product as uncharacterized. The transcript has 2 exons. The coding region runs from base 393 to 1463 and encodes 356 amino acids. The record is from RefSeq and is a predicted model, not a curated record. NCBI's taxonomy places the organism in Eukaryota, Fungi, Ascomycota, Dothideomycetes, Pleosporales, Didymellaceae.